Aspergillus pseudotamarii is the source of this 3108-nucleotide messenger RNA. Its product is annotated as glycosyl hydrolase family 76-domain-containing protein. Lineage: Eukaryota; Fungi; Ascomycota; Eurotiomycetes; Eurotiales; Aspergillaceae. Gene Ontology annotation, molecular function: flavin adenine dinucleotide binding; mannan endo-1,6-alpha-mannosidase activity; oxidoreductase activity, acting on CH-OH group of donors. The record is from RefSeq and is a predicted model, not a curated record. Gene Ontology annotation, biological process: carbohydrate catabolic process; fungal-type cell wall biogenesis. The coding region runs from base 1 to 3108 and encodes 1035 amino acids. The transcript is spliced from 8 exons.
AUGCGUGUGCCCCGCGGUGGGCUUCAUGGGACCAUCCUUUUCCUCACAGGGAUUGGUCGUGUUGUCGAGGCACUGAGUAUCGAUAUCAAUGAUGCAGCCAGCCAGACCGCCUACGGUUCGAUGUUAUGGUAUUCCGGCAAUGAAACGGGUCAGAUCCCGGGAGCGUUUCCAGACAAGUGGUGGGAAGGCAGUGCUUUGUUCUUAAGCUUGCUAUAUUAUUGGCAUUAUACUGGCGAUACCACCUACAAUGCUGAAGUCAGUCAGGGUAUGGAGUGGCAGGCUGGCAAUGGAGACUACAUGCCAGCCAAUUAUAGUAGCUACUUGGGUAACGAUGACCAAGGCUUUUGGGGGAUUGCCGCCAUGACAGCUGCCGAGAUCGGUUUCCCCGACGUUGAUAACGGAUACUCGUGGCUGUCCCUCGCGCAGGGUGUUUUCAACACGCAAGUGGCCCGGUGGGAUAGCAGCAAUUGUGGUGGUGGUCUGCGCUGGCAGAUCUUCCCAUACCAAGCGGGCUACGCCAUGAAGAACUCGAUUUCGAACGGUUUGUUGUUCCAGCUGGCAGCACGUCUCGCUCGGUAUACCAACAACCAGACGUAUACGGAAUGGGCUGAAAAGGUUUGGGAUUGGAGUGUGUCUUCGCCGCUGCUAAAUAAUAAAACAUGGAAUGUCGCGGACUCCACCGAUAUAGCAGGCGGAUGUAAAUCCCAGGGAAACAACCAAUGGUCGUACAAUUAUGGCACGUACCUAAUCGGUGCGGCGUACAUGUAUAACAUGACCGAGAAGGAGACAUGGAAGACAGCGGUUGACGGCCUUUUGGGAGUUACACUGAACACGUUUUUCCCGAAAUCCUUCAAUUAUAUUAUGUCCGAGGUCCUCUGCGAGCCGAACGAGGUUUGUAAUGAUAAUGAAAUCCUGUUCAAGGGCCUUGUCACUGGGUGGCUUGCUUUCGUUGCCUUGCUGGUCCCGUCCACUUAUGACGAGAUUCUCCCCAAGUUGCAAGCGUCCGCGCAAGGGGCUGCCGCGUCGUGCAGUGGGAUGAGCAACAACACAUGUGGGGUGCGCUGGCAUGAAUCGAAGUGGGAUGGCUGGGUUGGUAUGGAAGAGCAGAUCAGCGCCACCGAUGUGCUGAGUUCGGUCUUGGUCACGGAAAAGAAAUGGAGCGGCCCCUUGACCUCGUCGACAGGCGGAAACAGUACCAGCAACCCAAACGCGGGUAGCAACGAUGGCAGCAGCUCUGAUAAGAGCCAGUUAAAACCGAUCACGACCGGUGACAAGGCGGGAGCUAGUAUUGUCACGAUUGCAUUUGUUGGUGUAUGGGGUGGUUUGGUUGCCUUUAUGUGGUCAAACGCACAAUUUAUAUUGCGUGGAAAUGUUCCACUUGGUAGUGUGCAUGCAACCAUGGGCGAUGAUGCCAAGGAGUUUGAUUUCAUUAUCGUUGGAGGCGGUCCUGCAGGAUGUAUUAUUGCGUCACGACUCGCAUCCUGUUCAGAGAAACCCAGGGUUCUUCUAUUAGAAGCUGGAAAGUACAAUGACUCGGAAGAUCUCUUGGUCGAUGGGCAGAGAUGGAUCACGCUACAGCAACCGGGGAUGAAUUGGGGUUACAGCACGGUGUCGCAGGAACACUGCAACGGCCGCCAACUCGAUUACAGUCGGGGACGGGGUUUGGGAGGUAGUACUGCGAUAAACUUUGGCUUCUGGGCCGUUGGGUGUCGCGGAGACUACGAUCGCUGGGCGGACCUCGUCGAUGAUCCUCGCUUUGAUUGGCCACAUAUGCAAGCGCGAUUCAAAGCCCUCGAGUCAUUCCAGACAGAGGACACUGAGGCCAGGUACGGUGACUACGUCGCUCCUCGACCCGAAGACCACGGCCAACACGGGCCACUCAAGGUAGGAUAUCCCAAAAUAUGGGAACGGGAUAUUGUGCCUAUGUUGGAUAUUUUUCGUGAUGCCGGCUUUCCAAUGACCCGGGACCUUAACAGCGGAAAUCCAUUAGGCAUAGGGCCCGUGAUCAAUUCUUUCUACCAAGGUCGACGAACGACCGCAGCCACUUUGCUCCAAGAUAGUGGCGACAAUCUCACUAUUAUAACCGAGUGCUCAGUUGAGAGACUGGUCUUUGAAGGGAACCGUGUCAUCGGGGUUGAAGCUACAGGGACUCGUUAUUUUGCUUCCAAAGAGGUUAUUCUCUCUGCAGGUAGCCUCGACACACCGAAGCUAUUAAUGCUUUCCGGUAUUGGACCGAGAUCACAGUUGGACAAACAUGGGAUUCCUAUAAUCUGUGACCUUCCUGCCAUUGGUCAGAACCUGAAAGAUCACUGCCAUGUUCCACUUGCAUUUAGACGAAGCAAAGAAAGCAACGACCGACAUUUAUUCUAUGGAGAGCCAACCGCAUCGCAGGAAGCCCUGGAGGCCUGGAAGAAUGACGGAACCGGGCCGUGGUCCAUUUUUGGUUGCCAGGCCGUGGGUGGCUGGGUGAAAUCCUCCUCGGUCAUAGACUCUGCCGAGUUCAACCAGCUUCCACGGGCUGAGCAAGAAUUCCUCAAGGGCGAGACAGUUCCCCAUUAUGAACUAGUUUCGCAUUUCCCUUUCCACCUGCUCAGUCCAGGAGUCUCAGAGGACUUUAGCUAUGUAUGUCUUGUAGCCUUCUUGAUGAACCCUCAAAGCCGUGGCGAGGUGAAAUUACAGUCUGCCGACCCGACGGUUCCUCUUUUGUUCAACCCUAAAUUUCUGUCACAUCCGUAUGAUCGCCGUGUCGCGAUUGAAAGCUACCGCGAGCUUCUAAAACUAAGCGCCUACCCCUCCUUCUCUAAGGAUACCAUAGGGGACUUGAUUCGACCACAGGGGGACAGUGACGAGGCUAUCCUUGAAUUUUGGAAGCAAUUUGUCAGUUCCACCUGGCACAUGGCUGGGACUGUGAAGAUGGGGAGAUCAGAUGAUCCAGACGCAGCUGUGGACAGCUCAUUCCGAGUCCGGAACGUAGAGGGACUACGGGUGGCAGACAUGAGUGUGGUGCCUGUCUUGACAAACAACCACACGCAGGUAACAGCUUAUCUUGUGGGAGCAACAUGUGCAGCUGUUCUCAUCGAGGAAUAUAAUCUUACGUGUAAAGCCUAA